Gossypium raimondii (Peruvian cotton) is the source of this 2059-nucleotide messenger RNA. Its product is annotated as NADH dehydrogenase [ubiquinone] flavoprotein 1, mitochondrial. The record is from RefSeq and is a predicted model, not a curated record. NCBI's taxonomy places the organism in Eukaryota, Viridiplantae, Streptophyta, Magnoliopsida, Malvales, Malvaceae. The transcript has 3 exons. The coding region runs from base 157 to 1617 and encodes 486 amino acids. Gene Ontology annotation, molecular function: FMN binding; 4 iron, 4 sulfur cluster binding; NADH dehydrogenase (ubiquinone) activity. Gene Ontology annotation, biological process: mitochondrial electron transport, NADH to ubiquinone.
UUGAUAAAAUAAACAUUUUGAUUUCUCCGUUACUGAAUACCAUACCCAACUAUUGAACUCCCUAUUUGUUCCUUUUUUUUCCCUCCCCCAUUGUUUCUGAUUUUGCAGUCGAGUCGAAUCGCGCAGUGUCAACGAACAUCUGCAACAUUUUACGCUAUGGCACCCAUAAAGGGCAUCCUUUCGUUGCAAAGGGCAGCAAUGUUCAGAGCCAGCAGUGAGAGGUGGAAACUAGGCAUUAGAUCAUUUAGUACUCAAGGAGCAACAACUGCUGGUGCUCCACAGGCACCCCCUCCUCCACCACCACCUGAAAAAACCCAUUUUGGUGGUUUAAAAGAUGAAGAUCGUAUUUUCACCAACUUAUAUGGGUUGCAUGAUCCUUUUCUCAAAGGUGCCAUGAAACGUGGUGACUGGUAUAGAACCAAGGAUUUAGUACUCAAGGGUGCUGAUUGGAUUGUCAAUGAAAUGAAGAAAUCUGGACUCCGAGGACGUGGUGGUGCUGGAUUUCCAUCAGGCCUCAAAUGGUCUUUUAUGCCAAAAGUAUCUGAUGGCCGUCCUUCUUAUCUUGUUGUCAAUGCUGAUGAAAGUGAACCCGGAACCUGUAAAGACAGGGAAAUCAUGCGGCAUGAUCCACACAAACUAUUGGAGGGCUGCUUGAUUGCUGGGGUUGGGAUGAGAGCUACAGCUGCUUAUAUCUACAUUAGGGGUGAAUAUGUGAAUGAACGUAAAAACCUUGAAAGAGCUAGAAAAGAAGCAUAUGAAGCUGGACUGUUGGGCAAAAAUGCAUGUGGUUCUGGUUAUGAUUUUGACGUUCACAUACAUUUUGGUGCUGGUGCUUAUAUUUGUGGUGAAGAAACAGCACUUCUAGAGAGCCUUGAAGGAAAACAAGGAAAACCUAGAUUGAAGCCUCCUUUCCCUGCUAAUGCUGGGUUAUAUGGCUGUCCCACCACUGUCACAAAUGUGGAGACGGUGGCUGUUUCUCCCACAAUAUUGAGACGUGGUCCUGAGUGGUUUGCCAGUUUUGGCAGGAAGAACAAUUCUGGGACAAAAUUGUUUUGUGUCUCAGGUCACGUCAACAAGCCUUGCACAGUUGAGGAGGAGAUGAGUAUACCACUUAAGGAGUUGAUAGAGAGGCACUGCGGAGGCAUCAGAGGUGGAUGGGACAAUUUACUUGCAGUAAUACCAGGAGGUUCAUCUGUUCCACUUUUACCCAAGCACAUAUGUGAUGAUGUCCUGAUGGAUUAUGAUGCACUCAAGGCUGUCCAGUCAGGACUGGGAACCGCUGCAGUAAUUGUGAUGGAUAAAUCAACUGAUGUUGUAGAUGCAAUUGCGAGGCUUUCGUACUUCUACAAGCACGAGAGUUGUGGACAGUGCACGCCCUGCAGAGAAGGGACUGGAUGGCUAUGGAUGAUCAUGGAAAGAUUGAAAGUUGGAAAUGCAAAGUUGGAAGAGAUUGACAUGCUUCAGGAGGUGACCAAGCAGAUUGAAGGGCACACAAUUUGCGCUUUAGGUGAUGCAGCAGCUUGGCCUGUGCAGGGUCUAAUACGGCAUUUUAGGCCAGAGCUCGAGAGAAGGAUUAGGGAGCGUGCAGAAAGGGAGUUGCUCGAGGCUUCUGCGUAAUUUCUGCUCAGCGCAUAUAAAUCAGUUCUAGCAGGCUACCAUCUGAAGUUUUCUCCUUGACAAGUUGUGUCAUGCAAUGUGGGGGAAUUACACAUGCAAAAGUGGAUAUUAUGGAGUAAAAUUGGAAGUACUCGAAACUUGGAGGAUAGGUUACUCAGGAACCUGGUGGUCUGGUAGUGUUCUAUUUGGUUUCUGCUAAGCUGUUGUGUUAACAACAUUUCACUGUUUUAGAAAAUAAUGAACGUCUCUAAUGUCUGGCCGGGGGGGGUACUUGUUUUGUUUCUCAUAGCAUCCACAACAUUUUCUUUUUGGCCCAUUAUCUGUAAUUUUUCUGUUCGCAACAUAUUAUGAUAUAUGUAUUUUGCUAUAUCAUAGAUGUUGCAAAAGGAUAAAAAUAAAUGUUUCCUAAGAUAUAAAAUUGAAGUUGUAUUAUGUGCUGAAA